Orycteropus afer afer is the source of this 1077-nucleotide messenger RNA. It is a transcript of the gene RPUSD3, whose product is annotated as RNA pseudouridine synthase D3. Gene Ontology annotation, biological process: pseudouridine synthesis. Bases 1 to 1077 code for a protein of 358 amino acids. Gene Ontology annotation, molecular function: RNA binding; pseudouridine synthase activity. The transcript has 9 exons. The record is from RefSeq and is a predicted model, not a curated record. NCBI's taxonomy places the organism in Eukaryota, Metazoa, Chordata, Mammalia, Tubulidentata, Orycteropodidae.
AUGCUCACUGUCUUAGUGCCGGAGAUGGUUGGCUGCAGUGUUUUGCGCCAGGUCUGGUUUGGCUGGCGGCGGAGCCUAGGGUUUCGCUUAGCAUCCAAGGCCUCAGGCUUUGGCACCAAAGCCCGGCAUCAGCUACAACCUCGAGCCUCCAGUAAAUGGUCGGGACGCUCCGGGGACCAGCCAUUCCUGGGUUUGAUGCGGCUGGAGAACCUCAGUCACGAAGAGCUGGUUGAUGUGCUGAGGGCAGCCGUGUUGGAUCAAAAAGGACCUCUGGUGACAGUCAACAAGCCACAGGGGCUGCCAGUAACAGGCAAACCAGGAGACCUGACACUGCUUUCUGUGCUGCCAGAGUUAAGCCAGUCCCUGGGGCUCAGGGAGCGAGAGCUCCAGGUUGUCCGAGCACCUGGGAAGGAUUGCUCUGGGCUUGUACUCCUUUCCAGUUGUCCCCAGACUACAAAUCACCUUCAGAAGUUCUUCACUCACUCACGGAGAGUCCAAAGACCCACAGCCACCUACUGUGCCAUCACUGAUGGGAUCCCAGCUACCUUUGAGGGGAAGAUCCAAGCAGCUCUGAAACUGGAACACACAGAUGGGGUUGAUCUCGUAGUUCCAGUAAAGCCCCCAUCCCGAAGAGACAUCCUGGAAGGUGUCAAGAGGACCCUCAGCCACUUCCGUGUGGUAGCCACAGGCUCUGGCUGUGCCCUGGUUCAGCUGCAGCCACUGACAGUAUUCCCCAGCCAACUGCAGGUGCACAUGAUCCUGCAGCUCUGUCCUGUGCUCGGGGACCACACGUACUCUGCCCGUGUGAGCACUGUCUUGGGCCAGCGCUUUCUACUGCCAGCUGAGAGCACCAAGCCCCAAAAACAGGUCCUGGAUGAAGCCCUCCUCAGACGCCUCCGCCUGACCCCCUCCCAGGCUGCACAGCUGCCCUUGCAUCUCCACCUGCAUUGUCUUCUCAUUCCAGGUCCUGGGCCCCAGGAGGCCCCCAUAGAGCUCCUGGCACCCUUUCCCCCUUAUUUCUCAAGGACCCUACAGUGCCUGGGACUCCACCAACAGCAGUCAUCCCUUUGUUCCUGA